This is a messenger RNA of Polyodon spathula (Mississippi paddlefish), 2777 nucleotides long. RefSeq names its product calcium/calmodulin-dependent protein kinase kinase 1-like. Bases 2095 to 2607 code for a protein of 170 amino acids. The record is from RefSeq and is a predicted model, not a curated record. The transcript has 5 exons. Lineage: Eukaryota; Metazoa; Chordata; Actinopteri; Acipenseriformes; Polyodontidae.
UAAUGUUACAUAGAUACAAAAAAAACAGUUCAGUUAAAUGAGUAAAAUUUAGUAAUUGCAUCAAAAGAAGCAUACUUCUUGUUUGUCAUUUUGUUUUAAAUGGUAAAAUUAUUGUGUUUUAAUUGUGGCAAGUUUUCUCCACAUCCCUAUUCAUGAGCAGUCUGUAUCUACUCUGGGAGAAACCCUGUUUCACACUUCAAUAGUGUACAAUAUAAAGGCAAGUCAUGCACUGUACUGUACAGCAUCCUCUGGGAUGUUCUGUACUGAGGGAGAGCGAGAGAGACAGACAGAGAGUGUGUUCGUGUGCGUGCGUGUGCGUGUGCGUGUGUGAAUCUGUACUGCUUAGGGAUACCAGGGGGAGAGCAAAGGCUAUAAUCAGGAAAACAAGGCAUCGCAUGACGUUAUCUUUACAGAAAUUGGACUAUAGGAAGCUGGAAUACAUCAAGUAUUUAGUUAUAGAGAUACGUAUGCGCUGAUGUUAGGUGGUGUGCUUUAACCCUGGCUACUGUAAUACAUUGGAAUUGACUGCACAAGGGAACACAUCCUGUUAUUUUAUAUAAUAACAUUUUUAAAAAGAAUAAUAUGAACCUCACUAUUCUGGAUUGCCAAUUCUGAACAUGCCCACUGGCCCAUUUUGCCUUCUGGCUAAAGAUUUUUGAAGCAGCUGGCUCGCUGGGGCUGGCUGACCUGUUGUGGUGUUGCCGUGGAAACAUUUGCAGGGCAACCAUGGCAUUUUGACUGCGUAAUAAACAAUAGGUGGCAGGUCGUGUAUUGUAAUGCUGCAAACCCAUGGAGAAGCCUUUCUUUAAAUCCGGUCAUUGUUAUUUUAUAUAAUAUACCAUUCAGGAGUGCACAUAUUUAUUAGAACACCCCAUUGCUUCUAAAAACGUAAGAGAAAACGAACAUAUAGCCACAAAUAGAAAAAUGCAUGUGGCUUUUUAGAAGUUGUUUAAGAUGCCUAAUUAAAGCACAAAGUGGUCUAAUAUUUCACAGGAGUUCCAGUUGUUUCCAGUAUGUGAAGAAACUAUCUAAAACAGCCAUGGCAGUGGAGGCCAGGCCAGGCCAGUCCAGGGAACUAACCCCACUGCUCAAGCGUCUCUAGUAGUUUGUGGCUGCAGUCUCCACCGCCUGUGCUUGACCGUCAUUUGGAAGCUGUAGACUGUCUUGUCUGGAGGUGAAGUCUUUAUAUUCUCAUGAAGUACCGUUAUGACAAAUAUUAGUGAUUUGGAGGGUUUACCAAAAUGAAUCUGACACACAGGACAGUGCGAUGUAGCGCAGGAAAAUUAAUUUGGUCAAGUUGUUAGCUAAUUUGUCUUUUACAUAGCAGUGUGCUGGAAAGCAGCAUUUAAAAUGAAUAUUGCAAUUAGUCAUCUGUAUCGCAAUGCUGAUGCAGUAUAAUUUAGGAUUAAGGGGUCAAGACAGAUGCCCUUUGACCUCAUGUUUGCUGGAUGCUGAAGUGCGAUGCGUCAUCAUUGCCACAAACCUGUUUCAGAAGUAACUUUCAGCAGCCUAAGAGAAAAGGAAAGAUGGGGAAAUAUGAAUCUCCUGGAGCUCAUUAAACAUGCGUGCGACUGUCACAAACAGUUAAUGGCUAACAGCCAGCAUAAUGCUGUCUUUCCUGCCAGAGUUCACAAGGCAUGUUUCCAUAGAAGAAAAGAAAAUUGGAACAUCUGGCAUAAAUUAUAACAGCAGCCAACCCACUCGGAGUAAUCUACAGAUCUUGCGUUUUAAAGUAUGGGACGGAGUUAAGACAAAGUACACAUUCAAGCACUCGACUGCAAGAGCAAUGAAGAGGGCAGAUUUCAGAUUUGUGGAGGAAUGAUUUUAAUUUUGUAAUUUUAUGCUGGCAGGAAUUACUGGCUGCAAUACAUAACAACUCAAAAUAAACACGGAGGCCAGCAUGUGGACAACCAGUAAACAAAGUAAGGCAGAGCUAGUUGGGUCCCAGCGUGCUUUGGAGGAAGGGGCAGAUUUGCGUCUCGGCAGGUCUGGCUCUGUGCAGGUUUUCCGAAGCAGGCUCCCGGACAGGCUGAAGUUCGUGUGAGCUGCUCCAAGGAUUCCCAGUCUCCACACUGCUACACCAUCCCCACACUGAUGUCCUCAAAGACUGACGAUCCCCCUCGAAGAGCUAGCUCUGCAGAGAUGGACUGUGAGCACCAGACCGAGCUUGCAGACAGAGUUGCAGCCAUCAACAUGAGCUCUGGGGACGGGCUUUCUAAUGGAAAGAAGGGCUUGCAGGCCAACGGGAUGAACAAUGGGGAUGGCAGUACGGGCAACCCUGCCGAGAAAGCCGCCAGGAGGCCCGUGCUGUCCAGCAGGAAGCUGUCUCUGCAGGAGCGCUCGUCUGGAAACACCACCGCGGCAGGCUCUGGCUUCGGCCCAUACGCAACAGGGCCUUACUCUCAUGUCUCACCCAGAGUCGCUCGCAGGCCGACCAUCGAGUCUAAGCACAUCUCCAUCUCAGACUCUCAGGACUGUGUACAGCUGAACCAGUACAAGCUGAAAAAUGAAAUUGGAAAGGGCUCCUAUGGGGUGGUAAAAUUGGCAUACAACGAAGAUGAUGACAAAUACUACGUAAGUACAGCGACAGUAUCAAACCCUUCCUAGCAUUAUUCACUGUGUCCCAGUCUGAGCAAGAACCUGACUGGCUGUAUGCCAAAUCACUCAAACCCCCUCCGUUUACAGGCAUUGCACCGUUUCACACAAGCAGGACUUAAGAACUAGCAAAGGUAGAUCCAGAUCUGCAUACAGCAUGUAUAAAUUAUAAAAGAGGACAU